UAUUCUAGGUGGUGCUUUGAAUUUGACCACAGGUUCCCGACGUCACUAAUGUGACCACGCCUCCGCACUGGGACUCACCUCAUAGCUGCAAAGUGCAACAACCAGAAGUCAUAAGACUGCUGUGGAAAUCAGCAAAAUCCGGAACCCAGCGGCGAAAAGGGAGAUUUCGUUUAUCUUGUGAAAGGAAAACCAAACCAACCGCUAUGGACCCCAGCAAGUCUUCGAACUCCUCUGCACCAGAAUGGGCUGAUGAGAAGUCCUCCAUCAGCCGGGCAGCCCCUCCACCCUAUGAACCCAACCUUGUAGGAUACCCGCAGUCUGUCCAGGGAUACCCACAGUCUGUCCAGGGAUACCCACCACAGCCACAGGGCUAUGCACCUCAGUACGGGGGAUUUGGACAACCACAAUACCCCACAGAUCAGCAGUACCCAGGACAGCCAGGCACUGUCACCAUCCAGCCCACAGUGUACGUGACUCAGGACCCACUGGCUAACCCUGUCAAUGACUAUCUGUGCUACUCCAUCUUCACCACGCUGUGCUGCUGCCUGCCACUUGGAAUUGCUGCCCUCAUCUAUUCCAUCUUAACCCGUGAUGCUAACCACAGAGGGGACCAGAUUGUGGCAGAAAAGAGCAGCAGGUUGGCCAGGACACUGAACCAUGUGGCCCUGGGAAUCGGUAUCGGAUUCAUCAUCCUCGUUAUCGUGUUGACAGUGGUUGUGCCUUCUGUUGCUUUCCACUAAAUCUGUUUCAUUCUCUAUCAAGUAAUCAGAGUACAUCAAGAACAGGAAUACUUUUUAUUGAAAAUCUGUAACAAUUUGUACCUUUGAAAAGUUAUUGAUAAUAUUAGCAGUAGAUGGCCCUUUAUGUGGAUCUGGCUGUCAGUUCCAGUUGCUCAAUCAGUGGCUUCACUUCACCAGUUGUGAAAGCUGUGGCGAGUUAUGUAUCACUGUCCUGAGUGUUGUUCAUCAUGCAAUGUCUGUAUGAUCUUUUCUUAAACAAAGCUGAAAAAUGAUAUAUUAAAUGUCUUUUUAAAUGAAUGUAUAUCAAAUGUCU
Messenger RNA from Monopterus albus (swamp eel), 1053 nucleotides. RefSeq names its product proline-rich transmembrane protein 1. The record is from RefSeq and is a predicted model, not a curated record. Gene Ontology annotation, cellular component: membrane. NCBI's taxonomy places the organism in Eukaryota, Metazoa, Chordata, Actinopteri, Synbranchiformes, Synbranchidae. The transcript has 3 exons. The coding region runs from base 204 to 740 and encodes 178 amino acids.